This is a messenger RNA of Musa acuminata subsp. malaccensis (wild Malaysian banana), 1825 nucleotides long. Its product is annotated as probable glucan 1,3-beta-glucosidase A. Gene Ontology annotation, cellular component: actin cytoskeleton; cytoplasm. The record is from RefSeq and is a predicted model, not a curated record. Gene Ontology annotation, biological process: carbohydrate metabolic process; cell migration; actin filament bundle assembly. NCBI's taxonomy places the organism in Eukaryota, Viridiplantae, Streptophyta, Magnoliopsida, Zingiberales, Musaceae. Gene Ontology annotation, molecular function: actin filament binding; hydrolase activity, hydrolyzing O-glycosyl compounds.
CAGCAUCACUGCAGAAGAUGUCGAUCCAAUCUAGAAGCAUUUGACCACCUUUCAAGCUGCAAAAUCUCUAUAAAUGUCUCUUCCCACAAGCUUAACUUUGCCAUAGAAUCAGUCAUAGCUCAGCCAUGGCAAGCCACCACCUCUGCAAAUGGCUUCCAUUCCUUCACCUGCUCUCCUGUCUUCCUGUUCUUGCCUUGGCUGCCAGAUCCACCCCUUCUAGCACAUUCAAGGCUGUCAACCUCGGAGGAUGGCUUGUCACUGAGGGCUGGAUCCAGCCCUCCCUCUUUGAUGGCAUUCCCAACAAGGAUUUCUUGGAUGGUACUCAGCUCCAAUUCAAGUCGGUGACGCAGCAGAUGUACUUGUGCGCCGAGAGCGGUGGCGGAACGAUCAUCGUCGCCAACCGAUCAAGUGCUUCGGGCUGGGAGACCUUCAAACUGUGGAGGAUCACGGAGUCCACCUUCCAGUUUCGGGUCUUCAAUGGACAGUUCGUAGGCCUCAGCGACCAAGGAAAUGGCGUAGACGUAGUGGCCGUCUCGACUUCACCAGGUGAAUCGGAGACGUUCGAGAUCGUCGUAAAUGCCAAUGACUCCAACCGUGUUCGAAUCAGAUCAACCAACGGAUUGUUCUUGCAGGCGAAGAGCGAUGUGUUGGUGACGGCGGAUUACCCUGAAAGCACCAGCUGGGGAGACGACGAUCCAUCCGUCUUCCUGAUGACGAAAUUUGGGACGCUGCAAGGGGAGUACCAGGUCACCAAUGGUUACGGAACAGAAGCCGCAGCAGUGAUGACAGAGCACUGGAACACCUUCAUAACCGAGGAUGAUUUCAAGUUCAUAUCGGGCACCGAGUUGAAUGCGGUGAGGAUUCCAGUCGGGUGGUGGAUCGCCAGUGACCCCAGCCCUCCAUCGCCUUUCGUUGGAGGGUCACUUCGAGCUUUGGACAACGCCUUCACCUGGGCAGAUAAAUACAAUCUGAAGGUCAUAAUCGACUUGCACGCUGCACCGGGGUCGCAGAACGGGUACGAGCACAGUGCAUCAAGAGACGGAUCGAUCGACUGGGGCACGACCGACUCCACCAUCGAUCGAACAGUGGCCGUGAUCGAGUUCCUCGCCGCCAGGUACGCCCAAAGACAAAGCCUUCUAGCGGUGGAGCUGCUCAACGAGCCCCGAGCCAGCGGAGUUCCCCUCGACACCCUGAAGAAGUACUACCAAGCAGGCUAUGACGCCGUCCGCAAGCACACGACCAGCGCCUACGUGAUCAUGUCGAACCGUCUCUCCGGCAGCAACACCGAGUUACUCCAGUUCGCGAGCGGCCUCAGCCGCUCGGUCGUCGACGUCCACUACUACAACCUCUUCUCCGACAUCUUCAACGGCUUGACCGUGCAGCAAAACAUCGACUACGUGAACAACAACAGGUCCAGUGAACUGAACACCGUCAUCACUGCAAAUGGACCUCUUGUGUUCGUAGGGGAAUGGGUGGCAGAGUGGACGUUGAGUGGGGCAUCGAAGGAGGACUACCAGCGUUUCGCGCAGGCUCAGCUGGACGUGUAUGGCCGAGCAACAUUUGGGUGGGCGUAUUGGACGCUGAAGAACGUGGAAAACCACUGGAGCUUGAGAUGGAUGAUCGACAAUGGCUACAUAUCUCUGUAGCCCAUUAUAACAGCAAUAGAAUUUGGCCAAUGUUCUCCUUAUCCCUGCACGUUCAGUAUCAAAAAAGAAAUCAAAGGGAGCAUCAUCCACUCAAUCCCAGCUUAUAUCAAAUGUAUUUUCGGCCAAUGUUUCCUCGUAUUCAAUAAUGUGAAAUAAGAAAUGUGUCAACCUUCUUCUCC